Molecule: messenger RNA, 3812 nt
Organism: Lolium rigidum
Lineage: Eukaryota; Viridiplantae; Streptophyta; Magnoliopsida; Poales; Poaceae
Product: brassinosteroid LRR receptor kinase BRI1
Exons: 1
Coding region: 113-3472 (1119 amino acids)
Biological process (GO): protein phosphorylation
Molecular function (GO): protein kinase activity; protein binding; ATP binding
Source: RefSeq, a predicted model, not a curated record
UCUCUCUCCCCCCACCACCACCACCAUCUCCCUCCUCCUCACUUCCCACUCUCCCUGCUCCCACUUCCGCAGACCGCUUCUCUUAUGGUCUCAACCUAGCCACUACCCCUACAUGGACUCCCUGCGCCCGCUCCUCGCGGCGCCACUGCUGCUCCUCCUCGCGGCCGUGCUCACGGCCGCCGCCGACGACGCGCAGCUGCUAGACGACUUCAAGGCCGCGCUGCCCAACCCAACCCACGCCGACCUCCAACGCUGGACGGCCCGCGACGGCGCCUGCAGCUUCCCCGGCGCCGCCUGCCGGGCCGGCCGCCUCACCUCCCUCUCCCUCGCCGCCGUCCCCCUCAAUGCCGACUUCCGCGCCGUCGCCACCACCCUCCUCCAGCUCACCGCCCUCGAGCGCCUCACCCUCCGCGCCGCCAACGUCACCGGCGCCCUCUCCGCGGCCGCCAGCUGCGGCGCCAAGCUCCACGACCUCGACCUCUCCGGGAAUGCCGCGCUGCGCGGCUCCGUCGCCGACGUCGCCGCGCUCGCCGCCGCCUGCAGCAGCCUCAGGACGCUCAACCUCUCCGGCGACUCCGUCGGCACAACCAAACCCGCCGGCGGCGGCGGUUUCGCCGCGCUGGACGCGCUCGACCUCUCCAGCAACAAGAUCGCCGGGGAGGCGGACCUGCGCUGGAUGGCAUCCGCGGGCGCGGGGUCCGUCCGGCACCUCGACCUCGCCUGGAACAAAAUCUCCGGCGGGCUCCCGGACUUCGCCGCCAACUGCUCGGGGCUGCAGUACCUGGACCUGUCCGGCAACCUCAUCGCCGGCGACGUCGCCUCAGACGCACUCACCAGCUGCCGCGCCCUCAAGUCCCUCAACCUCUCCAGCAACCACCUCGCGGGCGCGUUCCCGCCCAACAUCGCCGCCCUGACCUCCCUCACGGCGCUCAACCUCUCCAACAACAACUUCUCCGGCGAGGUCCCCGCCGACGCCUUCACCAACCUCCAUCGUCUCCAGUCGCUCUCCCUCUCCUUCAACCACCUAACCGGCGCCAUACCCGACGCCCUCGCGUCGCUGCCGGAGCUCGAGGUGCUGGACCUCAGCUCCAACGCCUUCUCGGGCGCCAUCCCGGCCACGCUCUGCCAGGAGCCCGACGCCCGGCUCCGGGUGCUCUACCUGCAGAACAACUACCUGGCGGGCGCCAUCCCGGAGGCCGUGUCCAACUGCACGGACCUCGUCUCGCUCGACCUCAGCCUCAACCUCCUCACCGGCUCCAUCCCGGACUCGCUCGGCAACCUCGCGCGCCUCAAGGACCUCAUCAUGUGGCAGAACCAGCUGGAGGGGCCCAUCCCGGCCUCGCUCUCGGCCAUCCGCGGUCUCGAGCAUCUCAUCCUCGACUACAACGGCCUCUCCGGCGCCAUCCCGCCGGAGCUCGCCAGGUGCGCGCAGCUCAACUGGAUUUCCCUCGCCAGCAACCGCCUCUCCGGCCCCAUCCCGCGCUGGCUCGGCAAGCUCAGCAACCUCGCCAUUCUCAAGCUCAGCAACAACUCCUUCACCGGCCACAUCCCCGCCGAGCUCGGCGACUGCAAGAGCCUCGUCUGGCUCGACCUCAACAGCAACCAACUCAACGGCUCCAUCCCGCCGCAGCUCGCGGAUCAGUCGGGGAAGAUGACGGUCGGCCUCAUCAUCGGCCGCCCCUACGUCUACCUCCGCAACGACGAGCUCAGCAGCCAGUGCCGCGGCAAGGGGAGCCUGCUCGAGUUCUCCAGCAUCCGCUCCGAGGACCUCGGCCGCAUGCCCAGCAAGACGCUCUGCAACUUCACCAGGAUGUACAUGGGGAGCACCGAGUACACCUUCAACAAGAAUGGCUCCAUGAUUUUCCUGGAUUUGUCGUUCAACCAGCUCGACUCGGCGAUACCCAAGGAGCUCGGCAACAUGUACUACCUCAUGAUCAUGAAUCUCGGCCACAACCUCCUGUCCGGCCCUAUCCCGACGGAGCUAGCCGGCGCGAAGAAGCUCGCCGUGCUUGACCUCUCGCAUAACCAGUUGGAAGGACCCAUACCCAGCUCCUUCUCGUCGCUGUCUCUGUCCGAGAUCAAUCUGUCAAAUAACAAGCUGAAUGGGACGAUUCCGGAGCUCGGUUCCCUCGCCACAUUUCCAAAGACCCAGUAUGAGAAUAACACUGGUCUGUGCGGCUUCCCGCUGCCGGAGUGCGAUUCGCGUGCUGGUCAGAGCUCUUCUGGUGGCGGCCAGAACAAGCGCAAGGCGUCCCUUGCAGGCAGCAUCGCCAUGGGGCUCUUGUUCUCGCUCUUCUGCAUAUUUGGGCUGGUCAUCAUAGCUAUCGAGAGCAAGAAGAGAAGGCAGAAGAAUGACGAGGCGAGCACCUCCCGUGAUAUCUACAUCGACAGCCGGUCGCAUUCUGGCACUAUGAAUUCCAAUUGGAGGCUCUCUGGUACAAAUGCUCUCAGCAUCAACCUAUCCGCAUUCGAGAAGCCGCUGCAGAAGCUCACCUUGGGCGAUCUUGUUGAGGCCACCAAUGGCUUCCACACCGACAGCCUGAUUGGGGCCGGCGGGUUUGGAGAUGUCUACAAGGCGCAGCUCAAGGAUGGGAGGGUUGUUGCAGUCAAGAAGCUAAUACAUGUGAGUGGGCAGGGUGACCGGGAGUUCACGGCCGAGAUGGAGACCAUUGGCAAGAUCAAGCACCGCAACCUCGUCCCGCUCCUUGGCUACUGCAAGAUCGGCGAGGAGAGGCUGCUGAUGUAUGACUUCAUGAAGUAUGGCAGCUUGGAGGAUGUGCUGCAUGACCGCAAGAAGACUGGGAUAUCACUCAACUGGGCAGCAAGGCGAACGAUCGCCAUUGGGGCAGCAAGGGGAUUGGCGUUCCUCCACCACAACUGCAUUCCACACAUCAUCCACCGAGACAUGAAGUCGAGCAAUGUGCUUGUUGAUGAGGGUCUAGAGGCAAGGGUGUCUGAUUUCGGUAUGGCGAGGAUGAUGAAUGUGGUGGACACACACCUGAGUGUAUCCACUCUCGCCGGCACCCCUGGGUAUGUGCCUCCAGAGUACUACCAGAGCUUCCGAUGCACCACCAAGGGCGACGUGUACAGCUACGGCGUCGUCUUGCUGGAGCUGCUCACCGGGAAACCGCCGACGGAUUCAGCAGAUUUUGGUGAGGACAACAACCUCGUAGGAUGGGUGAAGAUGCACACGAAGCUGAAGAUCACCGACGUGUUCGAUCCAGAGCUGCUGAAGGAUGAUCCUUCCCUGGAGCUCGAGCUGCUGGAGCAUUUGAAAAUCGCGUGUGCGUGCUUGGACGACAGGCCGUCGAGGCGGCCGACGAUGCUCAAGGUGAUGACGAUGUUCAAGGAGAUCCAGGCUGGGUCAACGGUGGACUCGAAAACCUCGUCGGUUGCCACGGGGUUGAGUGAUGAUCCAGGUUUCGGGGUCAUGGAGAUGACCCUCAAAGAAGCCAAGGAGGAGAAAGAUUAGAAAAGAUGAUGACCACUGGCAACAUACGGCUGGCUGGCUGGCGGACGGCGGUGAUCGGCAGCAACACGUCCAGUUUGGUGGCGAAAUGCCCGUAGAAAAACAUCAGUCGUUCAGAUGGAUGCCAUUCUGGAGCUUCCAGGCAAGCUUUAGCAUUUGCUUCUGAUGGUACACGAACAAGAUUUUUUCCCCCUUGUAGGUUUGGUAAGCUGGAAGUUGUCAUGUACCUAUAGGAGUAGCUCACUUUCUUUCCCAGCUUUCUUCGGCUCCUUGUUUAUUUUUCUGGUUGGCCCUUCAAGUAAGAUCGAGCGGUGUAUGUACAUAUAUAAAUGGUGGAAUUUUC